This is a messenger RNA of Haplochromis burtoni (Burton's mouthbrooder), 1645 nucleotides long. It is a transcript of the gene mydgf, whose product is annotated as myeloid-derived growth factor. Gene Ontology annotation, biological process: positive regulation of endothelial cell proliferation; positive regulation of angiogenesis. The record is from RefSeq and is a predicted model, not a curated record. Lineage: Eukaryota; Metazoa; Chordata; Actinopteri; Cichliformes; Cichlidae.
AUGUUACUCGUAGCCCUUUUGUUUCUGUUUUACAGCGUUCGUGACGUGGAGUGUGACGACACUCACAGUGGACGGGACACCGGAGGCGCUGCUCGCACCAGCUGCAGGUCAGAGGAGGAAAACAUGGCUCGUCAAAGUAACACCUGCGCCGGUAAUCUGGCGUUUCUGUUUGCGCUCGCGCUGAUUGCAGCGCGUGUCCCGGCGGAGGCGUCCGAGGAGCAGGCGAAGACGGUGGAGUUCAACGUGAAACCGGGAGGAGUCGUGCACACCUUCUCCGAGGGCAUUGGGGAGCAUGAAUGCUCUUUCACGUACGCCUCUCAAGGAGGAACCAACGAGCAAUGGCUGAUGAGUGUGGGCCUGACUGAUGACAACAGACUGUUCUCCUGCUCUGUGUGGAGGCCUCAGGGGAAGUCGUACCUGUUUUUCACUCAGUUCAAAGCUGAACUGAAGGGAACCAAAAUCGAGUAUGUCAACGCGUAUUCUCAGUCGGCAGCAGGAGGACAGAGUGACGUGCCUUUGAAGCCAGAAGAAUUCACCAUCGGAGAAUCAACAGUGACCCACAGGGAUGGAAAGUUCAGCGCUCAACUCUCCAAACUGACCGUGAUUGGACGGACACGAAAAGACGAGCUGUAGCUGGUCAGAAGUGAAGCGCUUUGACCAAUCAGAGCAUCCCGACGAGCUCCGACUCGAGCCUCUGCUUUUCCCUCAGUGAUCGAUGAAGGAUGGAUUUCUUCCUGAGUUACAACUAAAAAUUGAAGAAGGAUAAACUGGAUACUGCCCUGACAGCACUUUGUGUCGCUACAAAAGUUACCUGAUACUUUGUUGCUAUAGUGGAUCGGAGCUACACGGGGCAAAAGGGAUCAGCUGAGUAAACAACAACAACAACAACAAAAUGCUUGCUCUGAGAUGAAGUGCUUCCAUAGUUGUUAUUUUUCUUAUGCUACAAGAUUUACAAAGAAUUGUGUCCUGAUACACUGGGGAUGUCUGUGAUUGUAUAGAGGAUGUCUGGGGGCUUUGUGGAGUAUAGAUAACAUAUUUAGACUAGGGAAGGAUUUAUCCAUCUUAUGUAAUCCCGAGAGAAAAGUGAGUAUUCCCCAAUAUCGUCACUGCGCGCACAUAAACAAUUUCCCCCGUCUGGCUCUGCUCUGAGCUGCUGUUGAGCGAACUGCCUCAUUCUGUCUUCAUCUCUCUCCGUUUAUCCGUUCCAGAUGAUUGUAAGCACCACAUUUGAUCCCCAGCAACCACCAAUCACUUCUUCUUGUGAUAAAUCUUUGUUUUGUGUUUUUGCCUGAAGCCAUAAUGCAGCAGAUAGCAGCUUUUAAACAUGUUAAGAGGACACGUGUAUUCCCACUUAUGUCUUCAAAUCUUCAUCAUUCUGCAGCAGAAGAUGCAAAUCUUUCUCAAACAAAUUCCCAUUAAAAAUGGAUCUAAUUUGAGUUUAUUGCAACAAGUUUUCAGUUACAUUGUUAACCACAGAAUACUAAAAUGUAGGGCAUGCACAGACGUUUGGAUGAUAACACGCGAGGCAAAAGAGAUGCCAGCAGGUAUCUCUGAGUCCUCCUUGAACCCUUUACUUUCAUCUUUCGGUGCCACAUGUGUGGAUCAGCGAGGAUAAUGUGCAGGUUUCACAUGGACUUCAUUAUUU